AUGGCAGAUGAUCAUCCUCGGGAUACUGCUGCUGAUGCGACGGCCGCAGAGCUGUCGUCGGAACUGACGCGCAUCAUCGCAUGCCCGUACCCUCCCUCGCUCUCGCCCCUCUCCCGCCUUCUGGCUCGUGCCAGCAUACCGAUAAUCCGAGCAUGCAUCCACAACCGCCCGCCCUGCGCCGUGAGCAGCCUCGCCAGGAUUGUCCGCGACGCUCUGCCUCUGGCUGCUUACACGCUGCCUGUGCUGCAUCGUUUGUGCCAUGCACCCGACUUUCGAGACCAGUUGCUGAUCCGCUAUCCCGGCCUGCUCAACGGCCUGCUCGAAAGAGCAAACUCAUCCAAGCACGACUUCAAUGAUCUCGCCGACCUCUGUGUGCUUCUUCUGUCACGCCCGUUGCCAGACGCUGUUCCUUUGCCGGCUGCAGCUCAGACUUUUCUGCUCCAUGUCUUUGAAAAGGCUUCACAUAGCCCGAAUCCACACUCUCUCAAGUCGGUAUACUGCAUGCUGAACGGAGCAUGUGGACAGCUGCACCGUCUCCUUCCAAGUAGCGCCAGACGACGCUUCGACACCGAGCUAUGCCGCAUCCUGCAGAACAACGUCUCGGGCGAGUCGGCCAUGCUGCUGUUGUGGCUGUGCGGCAUAGUCAUGAUCGUCGAGCACCCAGAAGGCCUCCAGCGUAUCCACGCCUCCAAUGCCAGUGAACAGCCGGUAUCCACACAGACCCUGACCCGGCAGUGGCUAACCCCCUCGGGCCAGAAGUUGUUUGGCUCUACCAAAGACCUCUACAAGAAUAUGCAAAUGACAUGCCUGAAUGUCCUAUGGCUUCUAAAAGCCCAUGGCGACGAGGACGAUGCAGCCCACGGCUUACGGAUUGCCUCCCGAAUCAUGCAAUGCAUCGACAAUGACAUCCGCGACAGUUGGCUCAAGCACGAAAAAGGUGCAGCACUGUUUGAAAAAUGCCGCUCAAGAAUAGAAGAGGCUGAUGUUAGUCCAACGACCCAUCUGGAGGCCUUGUCUUUCUUUGGUCAGCUUUCGAGCUCGAGGACCUUACCGCAAAGUAUGGUGAAGCGAUAUUCAUCAUGCCUUUUUGGUGCUGUCUGCACAGCGGAGCCAGAUAGCAUCUCUGAACUACUUUCAGUGUCACUCCCAAGAUUUGCAGAACAUAUCCAAGAUAUUGAGGAACUGUUUGCCGGGGUCCUGGACGCGUGUGCUGAACAACCAAGCCCCAAGCACAUGUCCAACCUGAUCCGCUUUGCGGAUGAGCUCACCACUGCUACUCUAUCUUCUGAAACAUUACGAAGCACUGUACUGCAUGGACUCUCUUCAAAAACCAUACAAGAUAAAAUUUGGCACCUUGUGCGGCUCAACCCAAAAACUCAAGCCACCAGCUGCUACGCACACGUGGCUUCGCUCCACCGGCAACUCAUCGCUGCUACUAUUGCCUCUAUACUUACAAUUACGCUUGCUGCAGAACCGGGAGACCCGACAUUGCCUCACGCACUUACCGCUGCCCUUGUCAAGGCACAACGAGAUCUACCCCUCGUAGGGGGCGCCUGCCUCCAUCCAUCUGGUACCACAAAGGAUUCGUCAAUAUCGCUCUUCCAAGCUGCAAACACACAAAACACAGGUCAGCACUUGGAAGACUGGAGUGCACGUCUUGGUUCGGAGCUGGAGAGCCAGGGCAGGUACCAAAGAGAUGCCAUCCUGCGUUCUGUGACACAAAUUUGUAGUGACCUCGAAACGCGCUGUAACACAGUCGAAGAGCCCCUCCGGAGGGAGAAGGAGAGGUCUUCCGAGCUUGAAGAGAAAAUCUGCCAUCUCACUGAUGAUCUCGAGUCGAUGCGCAUACAAAACGAAGACUCUGUGGAACAGCUAGAAGGGCUAGAAAAGGAACUUGAGGACGCGAGAGAAGACAUGGACCGACUAAGACAAGAGAAGGAGCGAGUAUACUCUAGAGUUCAGGACUUGGAGAGUGUUCUCGAGGAGUCAAAUCUCGGCGCCAAUGAGGCGUUGAGUGCCGCUCGCGAGGCUUUCAGCGCAAAGGAACUGGUGCUUCAAUCGACCAUUCUCCAAUAUGAAGAAGACUGUCGCAACCGCGACUUGGAAAUACAGCAAUUGCAGGAUACUUUAAGCGAGCUGACGCAGUCCAAGGCCCAGUGGGAGAGGGACCAUAAAACACUCGCCAGGGAGCACGAGCUUCUUCAGCAUCGCUGCAAUGAUGCAGAAGAGAUGCUUGGACAGGAACGCGCACAUGUUUCCCAACAAAACGACGAUAUUGCACGUCUUGAGAUCCUGGUAUCAGAAUACCAGAAUCAAUUCGAGGAAAAAGAAGCACAACUAGCAGAACUUUUUGAAGAAUUAGAUGCAGCCCGAAGCGCGCAUGAUGAGCUGCAAGAAGCUUCAGACGCCAGAGUUCGAGACCUAGCGGCCCAGCAUGCCAGCGAUAUAGAGGCAGUCAAUGCGAGAGCCGAUCUGGAUUGCAAGACGCUUGAGGAUCAGCUACAGGAUGCUCUGCAGGACUACGAACGAGAAAGGGGCGAAAAUGAAAAGUCGCGCGGUAAAAUCGACCAUCUUCAGCAGGCCAUUCCACCGCUCGAGUCGCGGAUACAAGAGCUUGAAGACUUUUGCAAAGAGCAAGAAGAAGAACUCGAGGAGCGCCGAGCUAUCCACAGGAACGUAUUGGCGCAUUUUGGUGUUUCGUCUCAGCAACCACUGGCUGUUCGUUCUGCUUCUCGAUCCUACAAAGACAUUGCCGCGGAGCCCACCACACGCGAACCACGAACCCAGCGGCGGCGGAAAUCAGCCUUCAUUGCCCCGGAUACCACACCCCAAGCUACAGAAAGUGACUUGGCUGCACCAACCCCAGCUACAGAAAGCAAAUCCAACGCAUCCUCCGAGUCAUCCUCGUCGCAAACCAGAGCCCCAAUACCCAAACGCUCUAGACCACGUUCAGCUUUCAAGGUCCCCACUAUGCACACGCCAUACACGCAGAAACCCAAUCUCAUCUCUAGAUCUGCCUCGGGCAGGAUCUCACCAAGCAAGCGCUCAGCGUUGCGCCAGAUGUCGCCAAACCGCCGGCAUACCGUUGGCUUCUCGACAGCUGAACAAGAAAAAGAUGACUACACUACAGAAAGUGCACCUGCGGGGACACAGAGUGAGAGUCUCGCGGAUAUAGAUCAGACGGAUGAAUUCGAUACCGAUGAUGAACUCUUUUCGGGCACGCCACUUACACCGGGGUUUAUGACAGGGACCGGGAGGGUUCCGGACGAAGAUGAGACGACAGCAGUGACGUUAUAGAGGUCUGCUGGCGUAUAUUUCCGCCAGUCAAACUUCCGAUAUUCCACAGACACCCAUCACUGCCGCAUAGAUACAUAUGUAACAAUUGAUCGACACGAUUACCAACCGGUGUGAGGAAUGCAUGUACUCGCAUCUUGUGCCCAUUACAGCCGCAGAACCAGGCACUGUCGGUAGUUAGCCGCCGAAUAUGUGUAAAAUAGCAAUGGAUUUGCAAAUCAAACG
Exserohilum turcica Et28A is the source of this 3519-nucleotide messenger RNA. RefSeq lists its product as uncharacterized. The record is from RefSeq and is a predicted model, not a curated record. The transcript has 5 exons. Bases 1 to 3297 code for a protein of 1098 amino acids. Lineage: Eukaryota; Fungi; Ascomycota; Dothideomycetes; Pleosporales; Pleosporaceae.